Molecule: messenger RNA, 2067 nt
Organism: Rhizophagus irregularis DAOM 181602=DAOM 197198
Lineage: Eukaryota; Fungi; Glomeromycota; Glomeromycetes; Glomerales; Glomeraceae
Source: RefSeq, a predicted model, not a curated record
AAGGUUGAUCAAUGGACAAUAUUAAAGUUUGAUGUUGCACGACUAAUUUUGUAAAUAAAUUUUUUUUUUCUUUUUAUUGCUCACCGUUUAAAUAAAAUUCAAAUAAAUGACUAUACUAUUGGAGUCAUGUCUACCAUUCGAAGAGAACUAGUUUAUCAAGCAGCUCAAAACGCAAAUGCAUUGGUUGACUAUAAUAUUCACAAGGACUUUCACGACCAAAUUGAAUUUAUGAUACAAACAAUUCUUGCUGAUAGUUCUCUUACGGAAGAUGAAAAAACUGCAGCAAUAAGAUUAAUUAAUAAAGAAUAUGACCGAGAUAAAAUUAUUCAUAAUUCAGGAACAAAAAAAAUUUGUGAAAAUUGCAACAAAGAAUGUUUAGCUACAUUAUAUUGCGAAUAUUGUGUUCAAGAUUAUUUAAAAGCAAGAUUUUCAAAUUGGACAUCUGGAAAUAAUGAUAUUGACAACUUAAUACAAAAAUAUCAAUCGGAAACGCUUGGACCAGAUUAUAUAGUUGAAUGGAUCCCUUAUAAUAAUUUAAAGAAUAUUGAAUAUUUGACUAAAGGCGGAUUUUCUAAAAUUUAUACAGCAGGAUGGAUUAAUGGACCAUAUGAAGAAUGGGAUUCUAAAAAACAGCAAUUAGAAAGAACUAAAGUGCCUGGAAUACAAAAUUUUGUAGCAAGUGUAAUACUUAAAGAAUUAGAAAAUAUUGAAGGCGCAAGUCAAAGUUGGUUUGAAGAGGCCAAGUUACAUUUAAAUAUUAGCAAUAAAUAUCCAAGGAUUAUUCCAUGUUAUGGUUUAACACAAAAUCCAUCAAAUAGAAAUUAUAUGCUUGUAAUGAACAAAUUUGAUGUAGAUUUAAGGGAAUAUUUACUACAAAAUCAUAAUCAACUUACGUGGAAAGAAAGAAUUAAAAUUGCUUUUUUAAUAACUGAUGCACUUUAUUGGAUACAUGAAGAGAAUUCAAUUCAUAGAGAUUUGCAUUCUGGAAAUAUAUUAUAUUCACAAUUUGAUGAAACUUGGUGUAUUAGUGAUCUUGGAUUUUGUGGUCCUGCAGAUAAAUCACCAAAAAAUAUAUAUGGAAAUCUCCCUUAUAUAGCACCUGAAAUUAUUUCUGGAAGGAAAUAUACUUUUGCAUCUGAUAUUUAUAGUAUUGCAAUGCUUAUGUGGGAAAUUUCAUCUGGACGACCUCCUUUUAAUAAUUAUGAAAAUGAUUACUAUCUUGCAAUGAAUAUAGUCAAUGGUAUAAGACCAAAAAUAGUAUCAGGAACUCCUUUAGAAUAUAAAAAUCUAAUGAAACAAUGUUGGGAUGCUGAUCCAUUAAAAAGGCCUGAUAUUCUUACACUUAGAAACAAAAUAAGCGAAAUCAAUGCAUCAUAUAAAAAUACAACAAAUGAAUUAGAUGCAAAUAGCAACUUCGAAACAAAUAACUUAGAAACAAAUUAUACAAGCAGCAGAUUAUUUACAAGCAAAAUUCAUCAAUUUGAAAAUUUUCCUGAACCAAGAAAUGCAACAGAAGAAGAGCAAGAAGCAUUUCACAGUAAAUCUUAUAAAUUUAGCAUUCCCCAUAAUAUCAAUGAAUUUAAUAAUUCAAUUAAUCGAAAUUAUGAUAAUACACCUAAAUCAAGUAGUAUUUCAAAAGUAUUGUCUAAAGUAUUUAUGAAACUAAAAAUAAAUUCAAAGAAUGAUAACUUUAAGGAGAAAACAACACAACAACAAAUUAAAAGACAAGAUCAUAUUGAUCAUGUUAAUGACAUGCAGAUUGAAGAAUUUGUAUCUGAACAACUUGUAUCCCAAAUUGAACAAAAUAAUCUUACAAUAAUUGAUAACAAAAAUGAAGUAAAGGGCAAAUCUAAAAGAAUUUAUUCAGAAGAUAAAAAAGAAGAUUUAACUGAUAAUGAUAAAUCCAAUAAGGCCAAAUUUCAAUAUAUACAAAGAAAUUAUAUUUCAAAUGAUGAAAUGUCUAAAAAUAUGCAUAAAAUGUCCAGUAAAUACGGAAUGAAUAACUUAAGAACAAAUUUAAUUUAUUUCCUGAGACUUCAUUCGCAAUGUGAAUUCCAGAAACGCUAA